Messenger RNA from Pseudophryne corroboree (corroboree frog), 2660 nucleotides. RefSeq names its product proline rich and Gla domain 2 (gene PRRG2). Gene Ontology annotation, molecular function: calcium ion binding. Gene Ontology annotation, cellular component: extracellular region; plasma membrane. Bases 560 to 1198 code for a protein of 212 amino acids. The transcript is spliced from 8 exons. Lineage: Eukaryota; Metazoa; Chordata; Amphibia; Anura; Myobatrachidae. The record is from RefSeq and is a predicted model, not a curated record.
GAUGCUGCUGCUACCUGAGCCUGUGAGCUGGCCCUCUUAUCAGUAGGUGCUGUGCAGACAGACAGAAAGAGGGGGAGGGAGAGCUUCCAGGAAAAGGAGGAACUCUGUGAUUCAGCACAGGAGGAAAGUACUGUGUAGUCGCCUGUUGCUGGAGGGCAGACCAGCCCCUCACUGCUGCAAGUGAGAUCCAGUAUUGCAAUCAGUGUCCUAUGCUCUGCUUUCAGACAUGUGUCAUUUUUGCAUUUAUGGACUGGGAGAUCAAGUGCACAUCCUGAGCUAGCUUGGUCCAAGCUGCCAUGUGCCUGCGAUACAGCUGUUCAUUGUCACUGGUGUUUUUGACAGCUGAAGCCAUCUGAAAACCAAUUUUUACAGCUAUAUAUUUAUAUUUUUCUUUGUGUUGUGGAUUUGAUUGUUAGUGGCUGAGAUCCCAGCUGUGGUGUUAUCAUCUCUCACAGGCUGGCUAUUCACCUGUGACCUGACAAUAUAUCUCUGUGCGCAGAGACUUGCUGCAGAUGCGUUGGCAUACCCUCCAACUGUACCUUUUUGGCAGGUUGGCACCAUGAUGUGGACAGGGUGCCUCUUGCUGUUUCAGGCAAUUGCAGCCACCAUUGGGCGUGUUCUCGAACCCCAGAAACUUUCCGCACUUCGUGGACCAGGGAAAGAAGUGUUCCUCAGCAAUGAAGACGCAAAUGCCUUCUUUUCCCGCAAGCUGCUGUACAACAGCUGGGACUUUGAGCUGUUUACCCCGGGUAACCUAGAGCGGGAAUGUUACGAGGAGGUGUGCAACUACGAGGAAGCAAGGGAAUGCUUUGAAGAUGACAAGAAAACAAAAGACUUUUGGAAAACUUACAUACACAAUGGGCAAGGAGGCACAUCAGGAAACUCCCCUGCUGUGGAUGUGGCCGGGCUGGUGGCUGGACUGGUAGCAGGGUUUAUAUUACUAGUGAUGAUGGGUGUUCUCAUCAUGUACUGUGUGAAAUACAAGGCCAAGGAGAGCAGAAGGCAUGGGAGGUCACCAGUGAACCUUACCAGUAAUGUGCCACUUCCUGAAGACCUGCCUCUGACAGAGCCACCGUUUCCUGGACCUACAGCUCCUGGCCUCCCAUCAUAUGAUGAGGCAUUGGAGGCCUCAGGUACCUAUGAUGCACCCCCUCCACCUUAUCACAGAGGUUCCACCAGAACAACCCCACCCAGCUGAAGUUAAAGGGUCUGAGUGGACUAAUGUGGGUGCUUCUGUAGGGCCAGCGUGUAACUUGUGCGUGAGAGGGGGACAAAUGCUCUGGAACAAAGUAUUUUGUCUAUGGAUUUUAAAAAUAUUGCCGUCACCAAAGAGCAGACCACUGAACCAGCAUUGUGACUUGUAUUAAUGUUUACGCUCUACUGGAAGAAAUAGAUUUUGGCCCAGUUUCCAGGACACAGACUCAGUAGCUGAAGUUGCUCAUUUUCGGUUACAACUUGACCGUUAUCUAUUGCACAAAUAGAGUGCUGCUCUAGGAUGCCGGUUUACUAAAAGACAUGGAUUCAUGAAAAGCUCUGUCUUUCUGGCUUGGAGUAUACCAUGUUGAACAUUAAUUUCAGGGAUAUUCAGUGAGCAGGGUCUCUUCAUUAGGUUUGAUAAAAGAUAGAGAAUAUUAAAUGUUCUGGUUGGAGUCGGAAGCCAGUUAAUGCCUAGUUUCUUAUGUACUUACUGUAGAUUGGUUUAGUUCAGCUCCGCUGAAUAUUUUUAAUGUAAUUGCUUGGACAACACAACAUCCAGCCAUUCUAUAAACUGCAGAGGAAAUUCAUUCAAUCUGUCACAAUGCUACUCCACAAAUCAUUCUGCAUGCCCAGAAUCCCCGGCUCCACUGCUCUAAGGCCUUCAAGUUUACAUCUCAAGCAGCCUUUUACUGCCCAUGUCAAAAUGAGGCGGCUUAACGAUCAGCCUUCUAUAUAAAGCAGGGGAUUUGCAGGUUUCUGAAUUCCUAUUGCAGACUUAUGUGUGCUGUGCAGUCCAAUUGGCAUUGAGCUGAUACACAAGGCUGCAUCGCAGUGUUAUCGCCAGGUGGUCAUUUUAACUCAAUAUAUGUAGUAAUGCAGCCGGCACCCUGAAGAUGAAUUUACUCAUUUGUUAUCUUCAAAGAGAGAAAAUGUCUUGGUUACUGUGAAAUGUGCAAAUUUUUCCCCCCAAUGUUUUUAGUAAUGAAAAAGAGGUUUUCCCCAAAAUGUGUACUUUAUUCCAUUCGUGUAAAAUAGAAAUUGUUAAAGUGUACCCGUCUGCAACGCAUGCAGGGGCAGCCAGUUUACGGGAUAAUGCCAUGUUCAUGUACAGUCAACAUACUCAUACAAUACUGAGGUACAGGACACAAAAUGGCUGCCUCCACACUGUGUAGGAGAUGGGCCAAAGCAACUAGUGGUCAGACGGAACAUGACAAUGUUUCAGCUUGUUUUACUGGAUGGUGUCCAUCUACACAUUGCUUUGUUAUCCAAGCAUUGUUAUGUAUUUUGUCUGUCUGUUUUUUUUGUGUGGGGAGAGGGAAUGUUAAUAGACAGUGUGAUAUAAUGGACUUUUUAUGUUGUUGUGUUUUGUGUUUUUUUCUUUGUAAAUUAGAAAUACAUUUCACUGAUUUGAUGCCUUAACUAAAUUUGUAUUUUUAAAUAAAGACGAUUUGUUAAUAAUGUUG